Arachis ipaensis is the source of this 538-nucleotide messenger RNA. NCBI's taxonomy places the organism in Eukaryota, Viridiplantae, Streptophyta, Magnoliopsida, Fabales, Fabaceae. The record is from RefSeq and is a predicted model, not a curated record.
GAUGUUAAUAUAUAUUUAUUAUAAUAUGUGCAUGAUAUGGAAUUUGGGUGGAGAAUUGUGCUUGGUAGCUUUAUUGGAUUUUGUGGAGCUGCAUUUGGAAGCAUAGGUGGUGUUGGUGGAGGUGGCAUAUUUGUUCCCAUGCUUAGUCUCAUCAUUGAUUUUGAUCCAAAAUCAUCAACUGCUAUCUCAAAAUGUAUGAUCAUGGGAGCAACUUUGUCAACUGUUUACUACAACCUUAGACUAAGGCAUCCAACAUUAGAUAUGCUUAUAAUUGACUAUGAUUUGGCACUUCUCAUUCAACCAAUGCUGAUGCUUGGAAUCAGCAUUGUAGUGACCUUCAAUGUUCUUUUCCCUGAUUGGAUGGUCAUUAUACUGCUUAUUGUUAUCUUUGUAGUGACAUCAACCAAGGCAUUCUUUAAGGGUGUGGAAACUUGGAAGAAGGAAACCAUAAUGAAAAAGGUCUCAUUAAAAUUUGUCUUCAUAUAUAGUUUUCAGUGCUCCUCAUUUUAAUUAUUGUUAGUAAAUCUGUUUAUUACAA